CGACCGGUGACAACCGCUGACAACUGCCGAAGUGGUCAAAUAGUCGGACUGACUGCAGGAUCUCCAUUUCUGUGUCCGCUUGCUUUGGUUUCUGGUCUGUUUGCGCGGAUUAUCCUGUGUGAACGUUCAGUCAUAAGAAAAGGAAGAAGGAUCUGUCUGAACGUAGUCUGAAGAGAUACACGGGAUCCUUUUCAACUUAUUACGCCAUAUUAGGCUGAAGAGAAAGUGCGAGUGACGCAUCAGACACGACCAUCUACCUGCAUAUAUACCCAAAGCAAUCCCAAAGAUGACAACAUGGCAGAAUACUCCUGGUUCGGGAUACUAUCCACAGCAACAAGGUCCAGGUUAUCCAUAUCCAAAUUCAAAUCAGCAAAAUCCUGGUUACCCUCCAAAUCAGGGUUACCCACCGCCACCGCCACAAGAGGGAUAUAAUCCGGGAUAUCCUCCACCGUACACCGGUGGAAAUCCGCCAGGACCUGGUUUUAUACCACCCGGCGUCCCACCUUACGGUCAAGUACCGCCGAUGGCUGGAGCUCCUAUUGGCGCAGCGCAACAAUCAGGAAUGUACGGGUCCAACUAUGGAGAAGACGCUCUGGAGGGUGAAGUCAAGGGCUUUGAAUUUAGUGACAAAACCAUACGGAAUGGUUUUAUCAGGAAGGUGUACUCGAUACUUAUGUGCCAGCUCUUGAUCACAGUCUCCUUGAUCGCAACCUUUGUGUAUCACCGGCCAACACAAAAAUGGGUUCACAGUCAUCAGGAAGUGUUCUGGAUAUCAUUGGUCAUGACGUUAGUCCUGUUGAUUUGCAUGGCCUGCUGCACGAGCGUCAGGCGCAAGCCCCCGAUGAACUUCAUUUUCUUGUUCCUCUUUACGCUGGCAGAAGGCAUCGUCUUAGCGACAGCAGCAUCAAUGUACGAGGCUGACGGGGUGCUGUUGGCGGUUGGAAUCACAGCCGCUGUAUGCUUGGGCUUGACGAUCUUCGCUUUUCAGACAAAAUGGGACUUCACUGUGUUACAUGGAGCGUUAUUCGUUGCUGUUAUCAUUCUAUUAAUGUUCGGCAUUUUGACGAUAUUUAUUCACGGAAAAAUCAUGACACUGGUUUACGCCUCCCUGGGUGCUUUGAUUUUCUCGAUUUAUCUAGUCUAUGACACCCAAAUGAUGUUGGGUGGAAAGCACAAGUAUUCAAUUUCCCCCGAGGAGUACAUCUUUGCUGCGCUUAACCUCUACUUGGACAUUGUCAACAUCUUCCUUUAUAUUUUGACCAUCAUCGGCGUUACACGUAACUAGUUUUUUGUUUUGUUGUUUUUUUUUUUUAAAAAAAAUGACGUGGAGUCUACGAUCAUUAGUGGCUGCUGAGAUGAAACAGGAAACAUUUCCUUUCGCUCCACUCGCUGUUACUAUGAGACAUUUUCUUAAUAUGUACUAAUAGAUGGAAGAAUCGAGCCAAGUAAAUUAUUGAUAGAAGGAUCCCCCUUUUGAACUCCUAUGUAUCUACUUUAUAUGUAUAUCUACGCAUAUGUGUAUAUAAAAUAUCUCUAGCAGACCCGGCGGUUUUGUACAAGAAGUAUACCAAACAUUUCUUGCAAAUCACCGUUGUUAAGUCGUUUCUACCAUCCAACCACUAUCUGAAAGCUCCGCGACAGAUUUUGAGGUGAAGGGAACGGUAUCUUGUACAAUGCUUCGGAUAAACAUUUUGCACAAAACCACCGUCGUGGUUUUGAAGGUGGUUCGGUUGGUGAUAGAGGAUCUGCCUGCUAGGGAUACUUAGAUAUCAGUAUAAUCGUUGAUUUUCACUAUUAAUAUUUCUAUCGGCGUAAUGGUUUAGGAAGAUGAUUUUUCGGAGACAAAAAUCUUUCACCAUGUUGUAUAUCUUUCCCUAGAAAAUAACAGAGAUAUGAACUUUAUAUUGCUACGAUCAUUAAAAUUGGUAUUUAAUAUAGUGUAUUAAUGCCACUGACACCAUAUAACUCUGUAGUAGUAAAUGGCAAUAUCACGGCUUGUAUGUUACUCUCUGUUAUAUAUGCCUUACCUUGUAAUUAGUAACUACGCUUUAUUCACCUUCAAUUUAUGGUAAAUGAUAAAUAUAUAAUGAUGUCAAGUUGCGAUAAUGAUUGUUUACCUGCAUGUCAUUGCGUAAUACAUACGAGACGAAUUGUGGAUCGCAUUGUGGGAAGUGAAUUUACCAAAUAAAGUCGUAUACACUUA
Molecule: messenger RNA, 2203 nt
Organism: Cephus cinctus (wheat stem sawfly)
Lineage: Eukaryota; Metazoa; Arthropoda; Insecta; Hymenoptera; Cephidae
Gene: Lfg
Product: protein lifeguard 1
Exons: 7
Coding region: 287-1285 (332 amino acids)
Cellular component (GO): membrane
Source: RefSeq, a predicted model, not a curated record